Molecule: messenger RNA, 2223 nt
Organism: Sphaerodactylus townsendi
Lineage: Eukaryota; Metazoa; Chordata; Lepidosauria; Squamata; Sphaerodactylidae
Gene: CALR
Product: calreticulin
Exons: 9
Coding region: 88-1338 (416 amino acids)
Biological process (GO): protein folding
Cellular component (GO): endoplasmic reticulum membrane; endoplasmic reticulum
Molecular function (GO): calcium ion binding
Source: RefSeq, a predicted model, not a curated record
GAACCCGCCUGCCGGGCUGCAGUCGCUGGGGGUGUCCCACCGAGAAGAGAGGGAGGCUGUCGCCCGUACCCCGCUAGAGGAAGGAAAAUGAGCCCCGUCCUGUCAUUGUUUUUUUGCCUCCUGGGCCUGGCCUCGGCCGGCCCCGCCACCUAUUUCCGGGAGGAGUUCGGAGACGGAGAUGCCUGGACAAGCCGCUGGCUGGAGUCAAAGCACAAAUCAGACUAUGGGAAAUUCAAACUUACUGCUGGCAAAUUCUACGGAGAUGCAGAGAAAGACCAAGGGCUCCAGACAAGCCAGGAUGCCCGUUUUUACGCUCUGUCUGCUCGAUUUGAGCCUUUUGGCAACAAGGACAAGACUAUGGUGGUGCAGUUCACCGUAAAGCACGAGCAGAACAUUGACUGUGGAGGUGGCUACGUGAAACUAUUCCCGUCCAGCCUGAACCAGGAGGACAUGCACGGGGAAUCUGAAUACAACAUCAUGUUUGGUCCUGACAUCUGUGGCCCAGGUACCAAGAAAGUUCACGUGAUCUUCAAUUACAAAGGCAAAAACGUCUUGAUCAAUAAGGACAUCCGUUGCAAAGACGAUGAGUUCACCCAUCUCUACACCCUCAUUGUACGGCCUGACAAUACGUACGAAGUGAAGAUUGACAACAGCAAAGUGGAGUCGGGUAACUUGGAGGAUGACUGGGAUUUCCUGCCCCCCCAAAAAAUUAAGGAUCCAGAGGCAAAGAAGCCAGAUGACUGGGAUGAAAGGGCAAAGAUAGACGAUCCAGAAGACACAAAACCAGAGGACUGGGAUAAACCAGAGCAUAUUCCUGAUCCUGACGCCAAGAAGCCAGAGGAUUGGGAUGAAGAGAUGGACGGGGAGUGGGAACCGCCAGUAAUCCAGAAUCCGGAAUACAAGGGAGAAUGGAAACCUCGUCAGAUUGACAACCCCAAUUACAAAGGGAAAUGGAUUCAUCCUGAGAUAGAUAAUCCCGAGUAUACUCCAGAUUCCAAUCUGUACAAGUUUGAUGAUAUCUCUGUCAUUGGCCUGGACUUGUGGCAGGUUAAAUCCGGCACAAUCUUUGACAAUUUCCUGGUCACAGAUGAUGAGAAAUAUGCGGAAGAAGUUGGCAAAGAAACCUGGGGGGCUUCUAAGGAGCCUGAGAAGAAAAUGAAGGAACAGCAGGAUGAGGAGCAGCGGAAGAAGCAGGAGGAGGAGGACAAAAAGAAGAAAGAGGAGGAAGGAGAAGAAGAGGCUGAGGGUGAAGACAAUGAGGAGGAAGACGACGACGAGGAAGAUGAAGAGAAGGAGGAAGAGGAGGACACAGAGAGCCCCUUAAAGGACGAGCUGUGAGGGGGGUGUCUGCUGCACCUCGCCCUGGGCCUGUACCAUGCAGUUCGCUUGGUUGAACCCAACUAAGGAGGGGGAUAACAGUAAUGUCUCUAUGAGACACAAGAACUUUCUUUUUUUAUUGGUGUGUUUGUUUUGUCUUGGCCCCCUUCCCAGAUGCCAUCAGUUGUCCAUUCAUGUGUGUAGAGGGGAACUAGAAACCACAUCCUAAGAAGGCUAAUCAGAGGGACAUAGAGUCUUUGGGGGACCGUAUACCAUCCGCAUGCCGUUUUGAACGUGGCCACUCCUGUCACUGAAAGCUGCUGCCUCCAGUGGCCUUCCAGGAAAGCAAACAUCUCUCUUUUCCGAGCUUGCCUCCACCUGCCUGUCCGCUCGUCCUUCGAAGCGGUGUUUUCGUAUUUCCAUUAAUAGGGUGUGGGGAGAGCGGCUUCUGUGCCUGGGAAAAUCGAAAGCAGUAUUCAGCCAUGAGGGAGGGAAGACCAGUAGUGUUGAAAUACUGGAAAGAAGGAGCAGAAAUGCCCUUUAUUUUUAAACACACACACCCCCCCCCGGGGGGGCUGCUUUGCCUAUCAGACAAAUUAUUUCGCGCUUUUUUAAAAAGCCAAGUGUAAAGAUGGGUCUACCUUUUCUGCCCUGUUUUUCUAGCCACUUGGCUAUUCCAUAUGGUAACUUUCCCUGUUGGAAGGGGGUAGAGGGGAGAUUGGCAAGUGACAGUAAAAGAUGUGGGAAUUCUGGAGCUGCUGAAAGGAUGAAAAAUGUUCUUUCUUGGCAGCAGAACAUUUUUCUAGGCGGAGGAGCAGAAAAGGCUGCUGGAGGGAGGAGGAUCACUAGUUCACACUUGAAUGUAUGAAAAAAAUUUCUAUUAAAUUAAACUUCAUGUCUGGCCCA